Molecule: messenger RNA, 5844 nt
Organism: Schistocerca piceifrons (Central American locust)
Lineage: Eukaryota; Metazoa; Arthropoda; Insecta; Orthoptera; Acrididae
Gene: MCU
Product: calcium uniporter protein, mitochondrial
Exons: 6
Coding region: 1-1101 (366 amino acids)
Biological process (GO): calcium import into the mitochondrion; mitochondrial calcium ion homeostasis
Cellular component (GO): uniplex complex; mitochondrial inner membrane
Molecular function (GO): uniporter activity; calcium channel activity
Source: RefSeq, a predicted model, not a curated record
AUGACCGGCGUUACCCUGGUGUGUUGCGUGUUGCAGGCGAGCUGGGCGCGGCGGCUGCACCACUGCCGGCGGCUCAGCUCGCUGGACAAGCCGAGGACGUCGGGCCUGCUCACCGACACGCCCAGCCCGGAGCCGCCCACUGCCGCCGGCGAGGUGACUGUGGAGUACUACCGCGGCCUGCCGCAGGUGACGGUGCCGCUACCGUCGCGGCGCGAGCGUUGCCGCUUCACGCUGCGGCCCGUCUCCAACACGGUGGGCGACUUCCUGGCCAUGCUGCGACACGAGGACCACGGCAUCGACCGCGUCGCCGUCUCCAGCCUCGAUGACGUCCGGAUAGCCUCGUCCAACACCAUAGAAGUGCUGAUGGAAAACGACUUCAAACUCAUCGUCAACGACAGCGUCUACGUGGUGAACACGCCCCGGCAGGAGAGACUAACCAAAGAAGAACUGCAGCGGCUGUCAGAUGUCCGGAACUUGGUGAACCAGAUGUACGAAGCCCUGAACGUGGAGGAGCAUCAGCUGCACAAGGAGAGGGAGCUGUGCUCGCAGCUCGAGGAGCUCAAGGUCGAGCUGGAACCGAUGGAGCAGAAGCGACAGGAACUGGAACAGAUAGCUUCCCGCCGAACCAACAUCUUGACGUGGGUUGGCCUUGGCCUUAUGUCAGUGCAGUUUGGCAUCCUGGCACGGCUCACCUGGUGGGAGUACUCCUGGGACAUCAUGGAGCCUGUCACUUACUUCGUGACCUAUGGAACGGCUAUGGCUGCCUAUGCCUACUUUGUAUUGACCAGACAGGAGUACCUCCUUCCAGAUGUGAAGGACCGCCAGCACCUCAUCAUCCUACACAAGCGUGCCCGAAAAGUGGGAUUGGAUCUGGGCCGCUACAACCAGCUCAAGGACAGCAUUGCUCAGCUGGAAGCGGACCUGCGCCGGCUGCGUGAUCCCCUGCAGCUGCACCUGCCCCCCCACCACCUGUCGUCGGCACGGUCACGGCCGGGCACCGGUGCGGAUGCCGCCGAGCCGCGCUCUCCCCUCGAGCGUGCCCAGGCGCACAUACGUAGCCUCCUGCAGCGCGGCAGGAGUGCCACGAGGGGGUCCACGUAACCGCGUUCUGCUGUCUGUUCUCUAAUGUUUUUCUACCAGAUACCUUUGCAGUUCGAACUGGCGUGUACAAAGUGGGGUUCCUGAGAUGGUCUUAUUCAAAUAUUAACCGACCCAAAAUUCUGAGUAUUCUGUGGUUUGUGAGAAAUAAUACGUGCUCAAACUGAAGGUGUCUGUGAAGAAAAAUAAACACUAACUGUAGCUGCCGAGGGCCUAGCGAGUAUGUCGCAGCACGGACUGCUAGUAACCUUCCUUGCGCUCGAAAUUUUGUUGUCCACCCACACGGACGUUUGCCGCAUUGUACUUAGGAAACGAUUACUUAAUAUCGAACGUCGCUUCUCUGGGUUCUACCUAAAUCUUGAGAAUCUUUGUUUUGUAUCUAGAAUGUGACCUCGGUAGAGGUAACAAAUUUUGACAGUAGUGUCAGUUUUGUAUGCCCUUUAAAGAAACCUGCCUAACGGUCUGACAUUUCUCCAGUUUCUCUGCAUGAAGAAACUGAGAGAGCUGUUAUUAAAAUUGGGAUAUUUUGUAGGGAAACUUAACAUUUCUGCGCUCUGCUGAGUCAUUAAAAAGCCGGAAUAUAACUUUUGCAUAAUAGCUCUGUAUGAAAUGGUGUGUGGCAUCGAAUUAAUGUGUUCCGAUUUCGAGCGAAUGUCAGGUUAAAGUAUUGUAAUUGUUAUGUAACUGUAUUGUGCUUUCAAUUUAAAAAGCAGAUCGUCGAGUUUCGAAGACUGGUCUAAUUGAAUGGAUGUGCCUCGAGUGAAGUCUAUAGAGAGUCGAGAUGCACGUGCGAAUUACUUUCGUGGAGAAGCUGUAGAUUCUAGUGUGUAAAACAGUAAACCAGUUUCCUCGUCGCUGUCAGGAAUAGACUGGUUCUUCGUGCCCGAAGACAAGUUUCUUUAUUUCAUUUUAAAUUGCCAGAACUAGUUCCGUUCUUUCAGCUAAAAUAUUACUGAAAGAGCUAUUAUCUACAGUUACCAGACAGGCUAAGAUGAUUAUAGAUACAGAUUACAGUGCAACCUUUUUUACUCUUGUUGUUAGCUUUAUUGUACUGUGGUUAUGUCAACAUGGUGCUUCCUACAAAGCAGCCAAAUGUACAAUUAAAAUAAGGUAAUUUGUGGAGAUGUAGUUACUUGAAUAUUGGUUGGAGAUUGUAUAGUGGCUGUUCAGUUGGUAACAUACUGAGUGCUAAGACUGUGAUGAAAUAUUGUGUUGCUAAGCUCUGCUAUCUCCAACUUUUGAGAGAGAAUAUAUUUUCUGAUUUUUAGUAUAUGGCUGCACUUGGUUACCAGAAGUAAUAAGCUGUGUGAAAUAUACUCAUUUCAAGCAUUAUGUUUUGUAUAAUUUCACAUGGAAGGCAGGUGUUGACUGUAAUAAUGGUUUGGCAGGUGAAACUGAGGUAGCUAAAGUAGUUCAAUAGCAUCAGACAGCUGCUCUUGUGCACUCGUCAUUAUGUCCUGUUCUUGUGCACUCGUCAUUAUGUCCUGUUACUGCAGAAUGAUACUGUGAAGUAUUCAUCUCUUUACAUAUACAUUCAAAUUCUUAUACAAAUUAAAGCUGAUGUCCAAGAUUGCAAGUUAUAAUCGGAACUUGGCGUAUGAGGUCCUAAUAUCAUUUAUGUCCGGAUUGGGUGACCUAUUUCCUGUUCUAAUUGAAACUACUUUUAUUUAGAUUUGCAUGCUUCAUCGCAUUUCCAGAAUGUAAGUUGCUAAAAUAGGAGCCUACCAAGCGAUAAAGUUUUAUGUGGCCCGGCAUCGAGAAAGAUGUUCAUUACAGGACUGAGUGCAGAGAGAAAUAUUUCACACAGUUAUUUUUCUAUAUACUGCAACAUUGCUAGAGAAAUUCACUUACAUAAGAUUUCUGCCACCCAGUGUUCCCCCUUUUUGCUUCAAUUUCCUCAGCCUGUUGCUGGUCCACCUCACAAACAGAUACGUACUGAAACUGUAAAACUGCAAAAUAUUCGUGACUGAUUUCUGAUAUUUAAUCAUAAGUUUUACAAUAUAAAGAAAGGGAAUGAAAUUAUGUCUUUUGUACUGUUACAACUGUCUUCAAUCAAAAUCUGCCUACAGCACAACAUAUUUCCUCAGCUAUACAUUCCUAACAAGGUAACCAAUGUGACACCGUUGUUAUGUAGUAAACAAGCAGAGCAGUACAUAUCACAAGCAUUGCAGCAGAGUAGUAGAGUUGAAUUCGCUGCAGUACAUUUAGAUGCCUUAUGUAGCCGCCAUAAUGCUACUUAUUGCUGUAGCUAAUAAAGUGCUUUGUAAAAAUUAAUAUUUAACUGGUUGCACAAAUUGUGUGUGCUUUGUUUUCCAUCACAAGGAUUAAUCAUACAAGAAUGUGAAUUUAGUUUUUUAAUUUGUUGCACCUGAAGAAUUUCCUACUUUCAUCCUUUGUGUAAGUUUGAUAUGUAAUUAUGGGUAGGAACAUGGUUGAAUAGGUAUCUGAGGUCCUGAUUAUGUAUCUUUGUAUAAUGAGCUAUCAGCAUAAAAAAAUCUUCCUUUUACAUAUUUUUAAACUUGUACAAAAUGUGAGUCAUCUGUGAGCAUGUGGAAUGUACAUUUAGGUGUAAGAUACUUUUGUAUCAGUGUAUUCACAGCUAUUAAUAUGAAUUGUAGAAAAGGGAGGAAAGUGCAGAUUUUUGCAGUACUGAAUGAGUUGAAAUGUUGCUUCUGAACACUGAAAAUUAGACAAUCAGUAGCUGUAACAGAUUUGAUAUUUCACCAAAGCAGAGACCCUCGUAUCGAAACCUUUUUUCAAUGGAUUUACAAUUUAGAUGGCACAGAGAAACUGGCUGCAUUGUACAUAAUCAGGCCCCUAAUACUACUCUUUGUAAUACAGAGCUAUUGAAAUGAAGUUUUAUUUCUUUUUCUAGUUUGUAAUUUGUACUAACAUAUAAAUUAAUUUUAAUCUGCUUAUUAAUUUGUAAUUUUGAGUUUAGUGCUUUUACUUGCAAUCUAAGUUUCUAUAGUUAUAUAACAAGCAUUUAUACAUUUAAUAAACAUAUAUUAACAAAAAAUCAACCUAAGAGUUUCCUUAAAACAAAAUCUUUUGAAAUUCUCAUUCAGUAAUAAAGAGGAGCAAGUGAUCUCUCAGUGAAGCAUUAUCUAUAUUAGCCAAUAGAGUAUUUUGCUAAUUGAUUUAAAAAUAAUAAAACGAGCCAACUAACUGCAUGCAAAAGCUAGUGCCAAGAUUUUAAAUUAAGAUUUCUAAAACAUAAAACAUGGUAUGUCUAAAUUUGCUAUUUAGCAUGUUGUAGCUAUUCUGAAAAUAUUUGUAAAAACAAUUUUAAAACUACAAGAAAAGUCACUAAACUAUGUAAAAUGCAUUCAGCUCAACUUUCUUCAAAAUGGUUAUUUCCUUCCCUUCUUCAAAUGCACAAAUUGUUAAUAUAUCUUAUGAAUUACAAAACGGAUUCCUGUACACUUGGGUUUGUUAAGUGUACAUGGAAAAGAGCAAAGCAGUAGGUAGCUUUGUGAUAAUCUCAGUUUUUUAAAAAAAAUUUUUCAUAUACAUUAAUAUCUAUUUUAUCUAAUGCUUAUUUCUUAUAGCAUUAGAAUGUGUGUGUGUAAUACAUUGUGUAAAAUUAAUGCAGACUGAUUAAAUUGUGGAAGAAAUAAAAUGAAACUGCCAUACUGGAAUAAUGUAACUUCUUAAUUGUUGAAGAGUUAAUAUUAAUUCUUGUCAUUCACUUUCUGGUUUUUAUUUUGAUCAAUUGGUUUAGGUUUCACUGUUACAUCUGAUCUCAUUUUAAUUUGACAGUAACAAUAUAUGACAUUAAAGCAGUUCAUAUACAUCUCAUUUUCAUAAAAGGUGUUGUUACAAUACCAAGAAAAUGAAAGGAAAGGUGACUCAAACUGAUACCUUAUCUUUAGGUCACCUCUCAGGCACAAUGAAUGUUGACUACUUGAGUAGUCUGUGCCUUAUUAAUUGCUUAUAGUUGAGGCUUUCAUCAAUACUGUUGCUUUAUCCUACAUAAACACUAAAUUACAUUUGUCAUGUAUAAUAUAUCUUGUCUUACAGAAAGUGCAUCGUUACCCUUUUCUACAAGAUGAAAUUGCAAAGAAAUGAAAGUGUCAGGGGCACAAUGCACUGAACCUUUCACUACUGAAUUCCAUUUAAACAUUGUUUGAUUUUUCUGUUAGAUAACCUCCUAUAUUCCUGUUAUCAUAUAACUUAAUUACGUACUAAAUUAUGGUACAUCCUCUUUGUUUUUCCCAUUAACUGCUAAGGACAACACAUCCACGUGGAAACCUGCAUGGUACUGUAAUGGUCACAAAGUGGCAGAAGAUACAUUCAGUUUUGUUUGACAAUGUCACUUGAAAAUAAACCUUUGAGGAACUGUAUGUUCAUAAAAUCCAGUUCAACUUCCACAUUCAUGUUAAUGAGAUAUAAAUAAAAUCUGUUACACAGAAGUAAAUAUUCCACCAGAUAACAUGCUAUACCACUAUAAUAGAUUGUGCACCCCAAACCCACAUGGAACAGAAGAUGCAUAAUUAUAAAAUCUGCUGGCUAAGACUGUGCACGUACAUGUUGGCUUCACUCAGUGCUACAUGCAGGCUGUUGAAAGAUAAUUCCACACAACAUGUAACUUAGAAAUUCUAUCUAUAUCUGAAUCCUGCUCCAGCUACUGCCAGGUCUGGGUGCUGACGAGUCCUCUCCAUUUGGCUUGGUCCUCCCACCACUUUUCUUCCUCCACUUGCUGCCAGGUCACACCUCUCCUUUCUACAGACAUUCUCACUCCCA